Molecule: messenger RNA, 1614 nt
Organism: Moneuplotes crassus
Lineage: Eukaryota; Ciliophora; Spirotrichea; Euplotida; Euplotidae
Source: the annotation of a GenBank genome assembly
AAAUAUGCAACCAAGAUCGUCAAGCUCUCAACUAAAGCAAGAGACACCAAAGCCUUAUCUAGCAAAUCCCAUCAGGAAACAAGAAUAUAGCCGCAUUGUCAACUCAAAAGGAAGCACUAUAAAGAGGAAGAAGCAGUAUAGUUUAGAGAGAGGGAAAAGCACAGUUUCGCUUGAUAACUUCAACAAUACAUCAUCUGGACAGACAAAUAGCCAACAUGCCACAUCGACGGCUAGGACUAGACAAAAACUGAGUAGCAAUAAAAUUCUGGCAUUCAAGCAAGAGAUUGUAGUAGAGUCUAGCAAAUAAAGAAAAAGCCAGCUCAGUUUCAAAAUUAAGUAUCUUAGAAAACAUUGGAAAUUUUGAGAAAGAAAAUAGGACAUUAUUCAAAUCGAAUAUCCUAUCUAUUAGAAGUAUGCUAGAGAAUGAACUUACUCUGGACAUAUCAUUAAUAAAUGAAUAUGGUGAGGACUCAGAGCUUCCUCACAAAGGCUCGACCAAGGAAGAAGAAAUAAAGAAAUUUUUGAGAGAUUCAAGUAUUCCAAUAGAAAAAUUACAAUCUCGUUUGAAUAGCAUCACGAAAUAUUCAAAGGACAGUCAAAUCAUCUGCCAAGAGAUGGGUUGAAAGACAAAAGAUGAUGCUUUAAGGAUCUUAUAUGAAACUACUAAAUAUAUUGAGGUUUUAUGGAAUCAGAUGAUAGCCCUAGAGACAGCUAUGAUUUAUAAAUAUAAUAAUAAAGUACAGUCAAACCAUUUCAGCAAGACUAUGAUGUCCGAGAUUGAUAACUCUUUCAAAGGAUUUGAGAGCUUUUUUAGAAACAGAACUCUUUCAUAUAAAUAACAUUAUGGAGAAAAUUUCUAAGAUUUUUGAAGGAGACCUUCCUUCAAAAUGUCUGACUGAUGCAAACAAUAUUUCAAAAUCGAUAAAUAAACUUAAAAGUAUUAGUGAUAUCGGUCAAAGCAGCUUUGCAAGCUCCCUCAUGGACAAAGAAGAGUUUUCAAGAAGCUCUUGAGUAUUGCUCGCAAAUAAAAUUUCGAAUGGGGCUGAAUCCUAUAGGCCUAAACUUGAGCCCUUAAGCUCAUCUGCAGUUGAGAAGCUUAACCCUCUCAAAAAUGCAAAGAAGAUAGCUUUUAGGAAUAAAUCUUUUAAAAGCAUAAAGAAAGAAAUGGAUGACUGUAAAGGAAGUGUCUGCACGAAUGAGUUCAUCAACUCGAUUUUAAAAUAUGUAGAGUCAAAUUUUAGGGCUAUUCCAGAUAUGAAAGAGUCCAUGAAAGAUAAACAAGAAGAAUGAGACAUUUUAAGAAGUAGAUGAGACCUUUUACAAAAGCAUGUUGAAGAAUCUGAAAAUUUAAGCAAACAUCUUACUAAAGAGGUUGAAAGAUACCAAAUCUUGUGUGAAGAAAAUAUGAAUAAAGAUAAGAAUAAUGAAUUUGAGAAAGAAAUAUUCAAACCCCAAACUAAUAAAUAGCUCUCCUACUAAAAUUAAGACUAAUAGGUACACCACUUCGAGUAAAGAAUUUCAGGACCUAAAGUUGAAGAAGUCACAAGUCAGUAGGCUUGGAAAGCCUAUAAAACUCAAGCUUAAGAACAAAUAAUCACUCAAUUUCUCAUAGUA